This is a messenger RNA of Rotaria sp. Silwood1, 978 nucleotides long. Lineage: Eukaryota; Metazoa; Rotifera; Eurotatoria; Philodinida; Philodinidae. The record is from the annotation of a GenBank genome assembly.
AUGGUAGCUGAUCUUGAUUAUACUCGUUUUUUAAGUGAAUCAGCUUUACGUCGACAGCCAAAUGCAAUUCGUGAAGCUGAUGCUUCUGCAAUGACUGAAGCAUUGCAAUAUUCACCUACACCUGGGCAAGCAGAUUUAUUAGGAUGGUUAAAAAAGCUACAAAUUCGUUAUCAUUCUCCAAUAGACUUUAAUCGAUAUGACUUAUGUAUAACGAAUGGUUCCAGUGAAGGAGUAGCCAAAGUUUUUGAACUUAUUCUUAAUCCGGGAGAUGCAAUUUUAAUUGAUUCACCUUGCUAUCCAGGAUCUUUAGACUUCCUUCUUGCAUAUGGUGCUGAUAUUAUUUCCAUAGAGACAGAUUCAAAUGGUAUGAGUGCUGAACAUUUAAAUGAAACUCUUUCAAAUUGGCCAAAUUCAAAAGGUUUACCUAAAACUCUUUAUACGAUUUCAACUGGUUCUAAUCCUACGGGAGCAUCCAUGAGUUUAGAACGCAAAAUAAAUAUUUAUGAUAUUGCUAGAAAAUAUAAUCUAUUAAUUAUUGAAGAUGAUCCUUAUUAUUUUCUUCAAUUUACGAAACCAGAACCAUCGUUCUUAUCAAUUGAUACUGAUGGACGUGUUAUCAGACUUGAUUCUAUGUCGAAAGUUUUAUCACCUGGAAUUAUGAAAUUUUAUGAAAAUCGAAAAAUGCUAAUGAUCGAUGCUAUUAAUAAAUAUUUGAAAGAUAUGGUAGCAUUUCAUGAACCAAAAGCAGGAAUGUUUAUAUGGUUAAAAAUCUAUGGUGUCGAAGAUACCAGAAAAUUGAUUUAUGAAAAAGCUCUUGGCAAAGAAGUAUUACUUUUACCGGGUAGUGUAUUUUUCGUUGAUAAAUCAAAAAAUUAUCCGUACGUUCGAGUUUCUUAUUCGCUUUGUGCACUGGAACAAAUUGAAAUAGGCAUGGAACGUUUCAGUAAAGUUCUUCAAGAAGAAUUAAUUCGUUUAUAA